Bufo gargarizans (Asiatic toad) is the source of this 1786-nucleotide messenger RNA. Its product is annotated as chemokine-like receptor 1. The coding region runs from base 316 to 1323 and encodes 335 amino acids. The transcript has 4 exons. The record is from RefSeq and is a predicted model, not a curated record. Gene Ontology annotation, cellular component: plasma membrane. NCBI's taxonomy places the organism in Eukaryota, Metazoa, Chordata, Amphibia, Anura, Bufonidae. Gene Ontology annotation, molecular function: complement receptor activity; G protein-coupled receptor activity. Gene Ontology annotation, biological process: positive regulation of cytosolic calcium ion concentration; complement receptor mediated signaling pathway; inflammatory response.
UAGAUGCAAAGUUCUUGGCAGCAGCAGCUACUUCCUCUAUCUGCGAGAGGACAGAUCAGGGCGUCAGUAACUGUGGAUUCCAGAAUGACUGUAUCUGGAAGACCUUCCUCCCCCACCUCAUCAGAGGAUUUGUACAGAGCCCUGUUCUGCUCCUGCUGACCACCACAUUACAGACCCUGAGUGUUACCGAGCGAGUAUUUGAGCUGUAAGCCGCACCUUCUGAAUGACAUCUCCAGCCAGAACAGCACCGUGCUCACAGCAGGCAGAAAGCUAUGAACCAGAUGGUCCCUGACAUUCUGCCCCCUUCUAUAUGUGAUGCUAGGAUAUGCUGGCAAGACCUUCUUGAAAUCUGUUGUAUCCUUUCAAGUCAAGAAAAUGGAGAAUAACUCAAACCUUGACCAUGCCAUUACCUGGGAGAAAUAUUGUAAUAUCACUGGCAAAGAAGAUGGUCACCAUGUCCAUGUCACUAGUGUUUUAUCUGCUGUCAUCUGUGCAUUGGUGUUCCUACUGGGGCCACCAGUAAAUGGCUUUGUCCUAUGGAUUAAAGUCUUCAAGAUGGAGAAGAAAUACCGUACAAUCUUAUACCUUCACUUGUUCUUUGCUGGUUUUAUCUUCUCAUUGUUCCAAUUUCUGGACAUGGUCUACUUUGCUUUAGAUGUUCACUGGCCCUUUGGCUCCUUCAUGUGUAGAUUGAACAAUGCUAUUUUUUAUCUCUACAUGUUUGUAAGUGCUUCUAUUCUCACUCUGUUCAGUAUAGACUAUUGCAUUGUGGUCCUGCUUCCCAUUCGUUACAAUUUCUACAGGACAACAAGUUUGGCUUCCAUUGAAGUCCUUGUCAUCUGGAUCUUCUCACUUGGGGCCAGUGUGCCUUACUUCAUUUUCAAAAACACAUACGAGUGUCAGAAGUCAAGCAAGUGUCUCUAUGGUGUUCUCCAUGAUGAGAAAGUCCAAUAUCAGUCAAUAGUGACCACCGCAUUUGUCCUUGGAAUCCUCAUCCCUUUUUUGAUCAUCAUUUCAUGUAUCAUUUUCACAGGAUUGUUCUAUCACAGGAAGAAUUCUUCACGGUAUACCACAAACUUAAAACUGAUCUUCUCAAUCCAGAUAUGUUUUUUCCUUAGUUGGAUCCCACACCAUAUAUUCUCCUUUCUAUCUUCUUCUAUGACUGGAGAAAGUCUUCCAAACUCCUUUAUUGACCAGGGUCUGAUUCUCACCAUGGCCUUGGCCUUGUUGACUGCUUGUAUAAACCCUUUGAUGUAUGCUUUUAUUUGUCCGGAUUUUAAAAAAGUUUUUUCUAUACGAUCAUUAUUUGCAAAAAUACAUUAGGAUCUGGAAAGAAGACAACUGAACAGACCAUGCAUUUUAUUCAAAACAGAUUGGCCCUCGAUUCAGCAGAUGUGAACUGCAGUAUCAGACAUAGCUUGUGGACAGAGAUGGUGCUGUUUCUGGAGUUAUUCCAUGGACUUUUUCCAUCACAAAGAUGCUGAAAGGCUGUUAAUAACUGUUUGUAAUCGUAAUGCACAGUGGUUCUAACAUGAAAAAGAAAUUCACCAUUUUGUGCUGCUAUGUGUCUCCACUGAUGCUGCUGCUGCUAUGUAUGUGUUGCUGAGGUCUCUCUCCCACUCUGGCAACUAUAAGUUUAGUCCCUUCAUAUUUAACCUGUAGAAGAAGACUACUCUGCUGUACUACUAUGUGACUAAAUUAUUCUACACCUUUCCUGACAAGCAGGCAGAAAACUACGUCUAUGGGCUGCGCAGCAAUAAACAGAGCAUUAAUAUGAAAAAAACUG